ACAAUGCAUCUGUGCCUCCAGCAUGAAUUCGUGUGGAAAGUAAGAUGGCGGACCGGCGGCGGCGGAGGAGGCGCGCGUCCCAGGACAGCGAUGACGACGACGAGUCCGGUUCCUCUUCGGGGUCGGAGAGCCGCGAAUCAGGCUCCCAGUCGAGCAAGGGCCGCGGCGGCAGAGACCUUGAACAGCCAGAGGUCGCUUCCGAGCGGGUUGAGGCCAAGGAGGAAGUGGCCUCCGAGUGUGAGAGUGAAGAUGGAGUAGGGGAAGCUGUCCUCUCGGACUACGACAGCGCAGAUCCCGAGGAAAACGCCUCUCGCUCGGAGGGAGGAGAGGAAGAGGAUGCGGACGGAUUCAGCGAUGAAGAAGGUCCGACAGCGGCCGGCCAGUCCAAACAUCCUGAUCCGGCCCAACCGGUUCGAGCGGAGGCUGAUGAAGAUGGGGAAGAACGGAAUAAAGAGAAGGAUUUGGAGGAAAAAGGAAAGUCGGCAGGAGAGCGACAGAGCGGUGACGGUCAGGAGUCCACCGGAAACCCGGAAACCAAAGCGGGAGGACAGUCCGGGCAGCAGCUGGACGACGACGAGGACCGCAAAAACCCGGCUUACAUCCCUCGUAAGGGUCUCUUUUUCGAGCACGACGUCAGAGGCCACGCCCAGGAGGAGGAAAGGCCCAAAGGCAGAAACAGGAAGCUGUGGAAGGACGAAGGGCGCUGGGAGCACGACAAGUUCCGCGAGGAAGAGCAAGCGCCCAAGAGCCGUGAGGAGCUCAUUGCCAGCUACGGUUAUGACAUCCGGAACGGCGAGCGGACCUUUGCCCAUCGGCGGCCUCGGUCGUCUGCAUCUCCCAACAGGGAGCAGCGGUGGCAGGAGGGCGGGGAGCGAGCGGUGCGCUCUUGGCAGAGCAGUCGAGGAGGAGGAGGAGGAGGAGGAGGGUUUUUUGGCCGAGGCGGUCCUCCCCACCGUGCUUCUCCCGGUUCUGUCCCACUCGGGUCAAGCCAGCGCGGUAACGCUACCCGUGGCCGACCAUCCCACCUCCCGGUGCAACCCCAGUUCGGAGGCGGUGACGCCCACGCUCCUCUUCUUCAUCCGCGAGAAAGAGCGGGUGGUAAAGGCCCGCCUGUGCCGGCGGCCGCCAGCAGGGGAUGCCGUAGCGGGGCCGGGAGGGCUGCGGACGACCCGCCGCUCGGCAAAGAUGGCGAAGACUGCCGCUCGCCGAGUACCCAAACCCCGUCGGUUCAGCAGGUGGCGUAUCGCAGCAAGUCCCCUACGCAACAGCCCCAAGAAAAGCGAGGGGGUGCCGCUCAACCCCCCCAUACGUCAGCAGCCACCCGGGAGGCCUCGCCACCCGCCGAACGGCCCGUCGAACGAAAGUCGUACUCGCUGGCCCGCAGAAGUCGCUCUCGGCCGGCUGAGUUGGGCGGCAAACAGACGUCGGUGGAGGAGGUGGCGGGGGUGAAGAACACAGUGGGGGGCGGCGCUUUGACUGAGCUGGACCAGGACGUGGCCCGACUAAGUCUGGUGUCUGGACAGACCUGGAACCAGAAUCCUGCUUCCUACGUACACUCGCAGAUCAGAAGCUUGAGAGGCGGCUUGUCCAUCCCGUCCGGCCCGCCUCCGUUCUCAGGUUUGGACGAGAUGUCGGGCGGCGCCAAUCGCGCCAAGCGUUACUCCUCCCAGCGCCAAAGAGGCGUGGCCGAGGCGGCCCCCCUGCACAUCGGCGUCAUGGAGGGACACUACUUUGAACCCAUGACGUUCCAGGGAGCGAUUUACACGCACGGUGACGCACCCGCCCCCGUCGCGCCUCAGGGCAUGCUGGUCCAGCCCGAGAUGCACAUCCCCCAUCCUGGACUGCAUCCGCACCAGUCGGGAGGCCCCAUAGCAAACCCCGGCCUCUACGGAGGCCCGCCUGUAUCUCUGCCGCCAGGGCAACCGCAACAACUAUUGCCACCGCCUUUCUACCCUCCGCCGGGGGUCAUGACCUUCCCUUACCCGGCCAUGUACCCGAGCCCUCAGGGUCAAUCGCAGGUGACGUACGGGGGCGUGACCUAUUAUGACACGAUGCAGCAGCAGGCUCAGCCCAAACCUUCGCCGCCCCGCCGCACGUCCCAACCCGUUACCGUCAAGCCCCCUCCUCCCGAUGUGCCCUUUGCCUCGGAGUGACCCGUUCCCGCGCUCCGCUCUUCCCUGGCGCACUCUGGCAGGUUCCGGCGUGGAGCUUCGAUCCAACACGGAGGAGCGGGUCACGUGACUUUCUGCGCUGGAUUCCUUCUUCCAGCUCAGGGUGGGUCCUAACGGCGGUGGCGCGCUAGCCAAAAUGUGUGUGAUGGCGGGCGGCGUGGCUUUCUGUGAGGUCACGUGACUGUGCCUGCUACCUUUGCUCCCGUGGCGGUCAGGGCAAGAAAGGUAUGGACAAAACACUUAGAAGAUUCUGGUCCACUUAAGUUUGUGGCUAUGAGGAAAGAAAAGGCAGGAUCAAAAAUGUAGUCUUUUGUUUUUGUCUCUUGAUCACAGGAAGGAUCUAAAAGUUGUACACUUUGGUUUAGAGCAGUUGCCACUGUAGUUUGUGUUCAUUUUUUUAAAUUCCCUUUCCGGGCCAUUUUCUAUGUUGUAUUUUGUGUUGAAGCGGUGAGAUGUGACCCCAAUAAAAACCUUUCAGCUUGUUCUCA
This is a messenger RNA of Syngnathoides biaculeatus (alligator pipefish), 2659 nucleotides long. RefSeq names its product casc3 exon junction complex subunit (gene casc3). Bases 45 to 2153 code for a protein of 702 amino acids. Gene Ontology annotation, cellular component: exon-exon junction complex. Gene Ontology annotation, biological process: mRNA processing. Gene Ontology annotation, molecular function: mRNA binding. Lineage: Eukaryota; Metazoa; Chordata; Actinopteri; Syngnathiformes; Syngnathidae. The record is from RefSeq and is a predicted model, not a curated record. The transcript has 12 exons.